AUGUUUUCAAAAAAAAAGCAGCAUUAUAGCUCUUUGAAUGCAGAUUCUGAUGUGCAUGUUAAAACAAUCAAUUGCACAGAAUCUUCCAUUUCCAACUACUUACUAACUGAAAAGAGCUGCCACUAAAAUAAAUAAAAGCCAUAAAGCAUAUCUUCUCUUUCAAAGAAUGCUCCUUUAAAUUAAAUAGAUUAACUGCAAACAAGGAUGAAAACUCAGCCUUCAUCUUCACUCCACUUCUCAAAAAAUAUAAAUUAUACCAAUAGCUACUCUGUCAUGAGUAAAAUAGUCAAAUAAAGCAAGGUAAGGAAUAGCUUAAGUUCUCAAUAAAAUGCUUCGAAGCUAUCGCAACGAAGCAAAGAUUUUAAACCUAAACUCAGUGAAAGAUUUUAGACUUAAGCGCAUGCUACAAAUAUAAGUGAUGAUGAUUUCGAAGAAGGUUAAAAUGAUAGCUUUUUUUGCAGGGAAGACGAUGACUUGCAUUUGAUACCAGGAUAAACUGUAGUUAACAUGAUACCUGUCUCACCCAACAAAAAGUACAAGAUAAAUAAUGAGUUAGAAUUUUUUCCUUCAAAGAAAAAGAUAAUUCACACUUCUCUACCUCAUUAAAAGAUAAGCAUUGAUGGCUAUAAAAAUGCUAAUGAAUAAUCAGGAUAAAUAAUAGGAAAUAUUCAAAGCAACGUGCUUUCUGAUACUUUCUUAACUAUGAAUACCUGCAGAGGGGAAGAAUCCUAAGUUUUUGAUUUUAAAUGCGAGACUGUCGCAAAUUGUGAAGAAAACUAGCAAAUCAACAACUAGUAAAUAAGCAGAAAAAUAAUUAACAAAUCCUUAAGCAGCGUUAACAAUUAAAAAAGUUAGUAAUAACAAAUUCAGCAAAGUGAAUAUUUUUUAAACUCAAAUUAAUAGAAUCUUAAUAUCAAUUAAGUGCAAGCUCAUAAAGAUGAACAACAAAUGAUUCAUCAAAAUCAGUAAGAUAUGUGCAAAAAUUAUGAUAAAGCUAACAAAGUUUAAACAUAAAUUAAUAAAAACGAAUGUCUGUCUAAUUAAAAUGAAUUCUAGCCAAAGUAAAAUGAAUGUCUGUCUAAUUAAAAUGAAUGUCUUUCAAAUUAAAAUAAAUGUCUGCAAAAUUAAAAUGAAUUAUUGUAAAAUUAUAAUAAAUUUCAGUUUAAUUAAAAUGAAAAAGCAGAAUUAAAAUUAUAAUCAGAGUAAUAAAUGAAUAAUUAAGAUUAAUAUUGUCGCCCUUAGCAAAAAAUUCAAAACGAACAACUGUAGUCUAUAUUAGAUUAAUAAUAAGUAUAUUUAAAUUUGCAAAAAAUUACACAGAAAGAAGAAGAACAAGUAGAAAAUCAUCUUGAAUAAUAGCUUUAUUCAAACUCUAAAUAGGUCAUAUCUCCCAGAAAUAUAUAUGAUCAGACUAGGUAUUUCAAUUAAUAAAAUAAUAUUAGUUCUCUAAAUGAAAGACAACACACUCAUUUAAGCGAUAAAUAUAAAGAAGAUUACUUGUAUCAUUCAUAGUGGGGAUAUUAAAGUAAAAAACUCAAUGGUGUGCAUAGUACCUGUAUGACUUAGUUUUCUCCCUUGAAGACAGAAGCUGGAGUUCAUUAAAUCACUGAAGUAAGUUAAGAUAAUAGAAGAGAAUCUAGCCUGUUUAGACUUAGAUACAAUUGUAAUUCUGGCCUAAGUUAAAAUAAUAAGGAUUUAUUAAAUUACUACGACUAGGUUCUUGCGCCGUAGUUAGCCAACAGUAGCAUUAGAAGAAUUUCUACAAACAAUUAUGAGUAAAGUAGCUUAUCAUAGCAGAAUAAUCAUAACAAUCUGAGUGGAAACAAUUAAAAUUACAUUUAUAAAUAAAACCUAUAAGAGUAAAUCACUAAUGUCUUAGUUUAAAAUAACUCUAAAAUAAAUUGUAAUAACUUAAAUGUGAUUAAUAACCAAAAUAAAACAAUUUCUCAUAGUAAUUCAAAAGAGAAAUAAUCUUGUAAAAAUUAUAAUUAAGUACUUAGUUAAAAAUAAAAUAGCAAUAUUCUUUCUCACACUAAUUCAUUAAACUCAACUAAAUCGAAUAUUUAUUUAAGCAAUGCCAACAAGAACAUUAGCAUGCACUCUUCGCGAAAUAGCACAAACAAAAACUCUGUUUACUAAUAAGAAAAUCUAAUAAUUUAAAACAAAAAACACUAAAGUCUAUCUCAAGCGAGCAACACAAGCUACUAAAAUGGAAAAUAUUCUAAAAAGAAUUUGAAUUAAAAAAAUUAAUCAACCAAAAAUAGUAUAUAAAUAACUUCUAAAGAUUAAGGAGCUGGAUUAAAUGUAAAAAAUAGUAACAAGGUAGACUUAAUCAAAGCAUAAAAAAGUAUAUCUGAUGUAAAAAAUGACUAUAGCAAGUAGCUUAAUAAUCAUGAAUCUUUUAACAAUUAUUAAACCCAUCACUAAACAAUAUAAUAAUCAUAUUAACCAGAACAAAAUGCAUUUAAUUGUCUAUCCAAUUAAUUCAAACAUGAUAUUGAUACUGUCUUACACUACAAUUAUUCCUUUAAUAAAACCAACAAUACAAUUCCAAAAAAUAGUAAAAAUGCUUUAUAUUAAACUACUCAAAAUGAAAUAAACAUUAAUAAUGAUAAAAAAUAUUUUCUUUCUCACGCAAACGAUACAACAGCAGGUAAAGACUAAAGGCUUUCAAUAAAUUUGCCAAAAUAAUUUGAAAAAGAAAAUAAAUAAACUGAAAUACUCCUGCAAAAAAAAGAAGAUAUUUCUAAAUUAGAAAGAAUUCCAACUUAGCAAUCCGUACCAAACACAAUUAGCGAAACUCAAACAAAGACAAUUAAUGAAUUUUAAACUAACACAAUAUAAUUUUAAUCCAACAAAAUUCAAGAUUCAAAAUAAAGCUUAAAAGAAAACUAAAAUAAUAUAAAAGCAUCUUAAAAUGGCUUUAUGAAAGAUGUUUAAAGUAGCUAAACAGCAGAUGCGUAGAAUACCAAUUAAUAGCAAAUAAAGAACAUAAAUGUUGCUCAAGCGAUUUAAUAAUCUGAAGCAAAUAACAAUAGUAAGGUCAAAGAAAAUAUUAAUUAUAUGAACGCCAUCUAAAAUGGUAGCGGAUAAAAAUCAUUGAUGGACACAAUAAAAACAAACAUUAUUAAUUUAGUUGUAAAGACUUUUAGAGGAGGAGAUAAAAGAGAUUAAUGCAACUGUGAUGAAGGAUUAGAAGAUUACUAAACAUGCAGUAGAGCUUAAAAAUGGCUUUAAUGGAAUUACCCUGAAAAUUUAGAUAGCCUUAAAACCCUCUAUAAUUAAAUAAAAGAAACCAGAAGCAGUGUAGUUGAUCCUUCAGUUUUACAGUAAAUUAGGAGAGAUAUUACAAGAACUUAUCCUCAUUUAAAGUUUUUCUAGCCUUUGAAUGAUUCCUAGAGUAGUUAAGGUCAGAGUCUUCCUUCUAAAAUAGAGAACAAUUAAAAUAAAAUUAGCUCUGGAUUAGAGUAACUAGAGAGUAUUCUUUAUUCAUUUGCUGCAUAUGAUCCUUAAAUUGGCUAUGUUCAAGGAAUAAAUUUUAUAGCCGCACAUUUUUUGUAUCAUUCAGAAGAAUAUAUUGCCUUUUGGCUUCUUGUUAAUACAUUUGAGAGAUUCGAAUUGAGAGACAUCUAUCUUCCAAAUUUGCCUGGGUUGAAGAAACACUCCUACAUUCUAGAGAAAAUUCUUGAAAAGAUUGAUCCUGAAUUAUAUUCCCAUUUAAGUGAAAGUGGAAUAAAGCCUGAUAUGUAUAUAACUCCUUGGCUAUUUUCUUAAUUUGGCAUGAUGAUACCUCUUAAAUACUUGGAUAUAUUCUAUGAGAACAUGAUCCAAGAAGGUUGGAGUUUCUUCUAUAAGUUCGUGAUAAGCUAUAUGAUAGAAUAAAAAUAAUUGAUACUGGAACAAGAUCCGAUGGGUUCAAUUGAAAUUUUAACAUAAAAGAACAACUAAAUUGCAAACGAACAAUAUUCUGAAGAAAAAGAAUGGAGUGAUUUAAUAUAAGAUGCUAAAAAAAUACCUAUCAACAGUAAAGAUAUUGAAAGUAUGCUAAAUACAAUUAACUUUCAAGACUGA
Molecule: messenger RNA, 4071 nt
Organism: Tetrahymena thermophila SB210
Lineage: Eukaryota; Ciliophora; Oligohymenophorea; Hymenostomatida; Tetrahymenidae
Product: rab-GTPase-TBC domain protein
Exons: 4
Source: RefSeq, a predicted model, not a curated record